Molecule: messenger RNA, 3810 nt
Organism: Coregonus clupeaformis (lake whitefish)
Lineage: Eukaryota; Metazoa; Chordata; Actinopteri; Salmoniformes; Salmonidae
Gene: crtc2
Product: CREB regulated transcription coactivator 2
Exons: 14
Coding region: 451-3228 (925 amino acids)
Biological process (GO): positive regulation of transcription by RNA polymerase II; protein homotetramerization
Cellular component (GO): cytoplasm; nucleus
Molecular function (GO): cAMP response element binding protein binding
Source: RefSeq, a predicted model, not a curated record
AAGCAUUUCGCUACACCCGCAAUAACAUCUGCAAAACACAUGUAUGUGACCAAUCAAAUUUGAUUUGGUUUGAUACACACUUCUAUAAUACAAUUAUACCUGGUUGGUUGUUCUAUGGUGAGGUUUAUAUAUAAACCUAUAAUACAUUAGCAAUAAUUAAUUUGUUUUAGAAAUGUCAACAUGUGAGAAACUGCAAACAGGCACUCUGUAAUGUAAUUACAACACUCAAAACGACAUCCCACAUCCACAAAGUUGUUUUUGACGGUAAUGAAAAAACUAAGCAUGGGUGUUGUAGUUGAAUUUUUUAGUUUACACGCCUCCCUCUUCGAUUAAAUAACAACAUAUCCCACAAUGCGUUUCGAAACGACGUGCAUAACGUGGUCCGUCACGGGAUGCAACUUCUCUCCGGAGGCUUGUGUCUAGUUAACUGUACACUAGUUGUGGUCAGUUAUGUUUCUGGCAGGUACAGGCAACGGGUGCUGUGGGAUUGGCCAGAGGCCAGGCUCUAGUUCUGGGUCCUGCAAUCCGCGAAAGUUUAGCGAGAAGAUAGCACUUCUCACCCAGCGACAAGCUGAGGACACCGCAGCCUUCCAGGAGGUUAUGAUGGACAUCACUUCCACCAGGAUUCAGGUCCAGAGAGUGCGGCAGGCAAGAAGCCUGGGCACCUAUUAUGGAGGCUCCCUUCCCAAUGUCAACCAGCUUGGGAGAAGCACUUCAGGUGUACAGGGUCAACUCCCAUGUAGUCCAGACAAUGGCUGCCCUACAAGACUUCACCCAAUGGCAGAGAGGGCACAAGGAGAGGGGCGGCUCAAUUUCCCGGUCAGGCCAAACAGGAGAAAUACUGACAACUCCCCCUACUGCUCAGUUCACCUGUCUCCACCACUUGAACCCAGCUGGAGAAGGAACUUGUCUAGCAGCUCUCCAGUGGACAAAAGCCACCUGAUGCACCAUCCCUUCACAGCACUUAAUAGAACUAACUCAGACUCGGCCCUGCACACCAGUAUGAGGAACACCCACACAGGGGACCAGCAGGCUUUAACCUCACGGAACAGGCACAGGGUUUUUCCAUAUCCAGUGCCUCCAAUUGAGGAGAAUGUCCUAGAAGAGGGAAAAUCAUUAAGGAAUACCAAAAAGCUUCCUGCACUUCCCACUGGAAUCAAAUCGCGUAAAGUCCCUGGUAUAAACAUCCUGUCCUCACCAGAUCAGCAGUUCAGUGCUCUCAAUGUCCCUUCCCCUCUCAAUGCGAGUGGCUCCUUGCCCAACCUCUCCAGCCUGCACCUCCCCUCCCCCCAGCCAGUAGGCGUGGACUCACACAAACCCACUGCCUGCAGCACUGACCACCUACCUGGAACUCCCUCUCACCUUGGAGCCAGGGAUGAUGAAUUUCCUUUGCCAGGUUUGUCGUUGUCUCUCCAAGGCUCGUACAGUAACCCAUUGCUCCAAUCCUUCCACAGCAACCCCAAUAUCCAAUCCUCUCUCCGCAGCCACUCCCUUUCCAGCUCUCUAAACUCCACCUCCUUGAACUUGUCACUCAGCAACUCUUCCCUGCAGUCAUCCCCUAGCAACCAAUCCCUCCAGUCCUUCCUCAGCAGCUCUUCCCUAAGCGGCCUAUCCCUGCAAUGUGCAACUAGCCACUGUAGCUACAGCAGUGGGAUUGGCGGAUCUCGCACUUGCUCCUCCUCGUCCCUAUCCUGCUCCCCACGUCCAACUAGCCAGACGCAGGUGCCUUCGUCAAGAAGGCAGACUCCCCUCAGCCCACUGGUCGUUCCCACUGGUGGAGAGUCUCGCUGGCUCCAAUCUAAACAGUUUUCACCUGUUGGGUCUCCAAAGUUAUCUUCUAUAACUCAGGUAUCUCAAACAAACUGGAAUGGAGUUCUCCUGAACACCAACCAAUUACCACAGGAGUCAAGGCCACCAGGGUAUCAUCACUGCCAACCUCAACACGAGGGACCUCCAGCAGCUCAGCAGCCCAUGCAUGGAGGUCUGCCACAGCAGCAGCAUUCUCUGACAGAGGGGCAGCAGCAACCCAGCCAGGAACUGAAAAAAACACCACUACACCAAGAGAAAUCCAGGCAUCAACAACAAGGUGCACAUCAGCAGCAGCAACAACAACAAGACCAACAACACCCACAGCAACAGCUCCCACAGACACACAAUCUCCAACAACUGCAAUAUCACCAUCGACAACCGUACCAACACCCAAAUCAACUAUAUCAAUGCCAGAUCCAGCAUGUCCAAACAGAAGGUCAGAACCUGGACAUAAAACCGCAACAUCAAAGAGGGUCAAACCAGUGUGAGAAUCCACAGCAACAACACCUACAUCAAUCACAAGAGGAACAACAUCAAAGACAACAACAGCAAAAACAACAGAAACAAGUGUACCAAAACCUUCCACAGCAACAGCAAGAGAAGCAAAGGCAACAACACCAGCAACACCCACACCAGCAACAGUAUCAACAACAAGCGUACCAAAGACAACCUCAGCAAAACCAAGCACUUCGACAAGAUGAGAUGCAACAUCAGCUCCAGCAGGUUCAACCCUACCACCAGCAGCAGCAUGAGCAACAUCAGUGGCAUCCCAAGUGUGCGUACCCGCCAGCUCAGAGCCUUGACUUGAAUGGACAGAACAUGUCAAACCCACGAAAAGUACCAACGAUGCAGAUGACUCGUAAGCAUCAGACCCAAGCCCAGGGAAGGAGCUGGGCUCAUCAGAAGGUGCAAGGUCAGAAGGACCAGAUUGAGUCGACCAAAAUCUCCUCACAGAUGAACUCCUUAAUGGACAACAAUCCGGGCCUCUACAAUGACUCUUCCAUACGGAACCAUUUACAGCAUGAGUCCUACAUGGGCCUACACCUCACACCCAGCCAGACUCAGGCACUCUCCCAGCAGCUGGAACAGCUCAGUAAGGAGCCUCUCUGGGGAGAUUCUGGGCCUCAGUCUGUGGAGGUGAAAGAUGGAGGGGUUUACUGUGGGAACCAGGGUCCUCACAUAUCCCUCCACUGCCAGAACCAAACCAGUGUGGACUGUCAUAACAACCUUAUGAUGGACAAAGCAUCUUAUGAUGAUUUCUCUGGUGUUCUGCCCAUGCUGGGAUUUGAUGCAGACACCUUCACCCUGCAUAACCCCCUUCAGAUCGAUCCCCUAGACCUGGAGGAGCUUAACAUACUGGCAGGUGGAGACAUGGUCGAGGACACUGUGAAAGGACACUGCUCUAACCUACUUAGGUGACCUGGGGAGUUGGAUGUAUCCAGGAACACUACUUUCAACUAAGAUGGCUGUCUUGGUAUAGUCUGAUGGCAGCAAUGUCAGUUGUAGAUAAAUUACAGCCAACUAUCUGUCUCGGGAUCUCUCACUGCUGGACAUAAUUUGUUUGGACAUUCAGAUGUUAUUUCAUUGACUGCCUCAGUUAGCUGACUGCACUUUUUUUUUAGUUGUAAUUUAAUGCUUGCCUGCAAUGGAAAAAUGCACCCCAAGAGCUGGCAUCCCCUGCACCUUAGUGUAAAUGUAGUUGAAUAAUGAGAUCAGAUAUGUAAAGCCUGCCUUUUCACUUGUAUAACAAAAUAUAUAUUUUUGUAUUGAUAUGGAUUUUUGUAAUAUAAUGAAUAGCCUGCCUUUUCACUCUAGUAGAGAUGAAAAGUAAAACAUAUCUAAACAAUAUAAACGAUAUUGUGUAUUUAAAAGAUGUGGCCAAGAAACCAGUUAUAUUUAGAGGUCCUUGUUGCUUUUUGUAAACAUCUUAUGACAUUUCUGUAAUGACAUUGUGUACCAGACAUUGUUUUACAAGAAAAAUAAAAUGAGAGCAGGAAAUAA